AUGGGUAGUGGUUUGAGAUCUCGGUUCGACGUAGUCAAGGAGAAGAUUCGUCUACAGGGUGAUGAAAGUCGACAUGAGCACGCCGAUCAAUGGAGCAAUCGUGACCUAAUCCCUUUACCCCCGAGCCGAAGGACUUGGGGUUGGCUUCACUAUUUCGGGUUUUGGACGUUAUCAUCUCUGAAUAUCACCAACUGGCAGACGCCAAGUAGUUUCUUGACUCAGGGGUUGUCUGUCCCUCAGGCUAUGAUGAUAAUUGUCGUCGGCCGUCUGUUAAUAUCCUCCUUUGCGAUUUUGAUUGCUUGGUGCGGCAUACGGUGGCAUAUUGGUUUCACGGUCCAAAACCGUUAUACGUGGGGAUUGCGGGGGAGCUACAUACCCCUAUUGCAGCGAGUUUUGCUUAAUUUCAUCUGGAACGCCGUCCAGUGUUGGAAUGGCGGACGGUUAGCUGCUGUUUGUUUAACAGCUAUUUUUCCAUCCUUCGCCAAGAUGAGGAAUUUCUUACCCGAGAGUCUGCCGGCUACUAGCGAUCAGUUUGUUGGCUUCAUUGUCUUUUGGGCCUUGUCCACACCUCUGCUAUGGAUCCAGCCGGAGAAGUUCAAGAUACCCUUCUUAUUUACAUCAAUCUACAGCGCUCUCGGAAUGCUUGUUAUGAUGAUAUGGUCUUUAGCCACCGCGAAAGGUGUUGGUUCCCUUUUUAAUACUGGCGUAGCGCUUCCGCAAGGUUCAUGGAGCAUCUCCUGGCUUUUGAUGGCCGGUAUAAACCAAACAGUGGGCGGCGUUGCGGCAGGUAUCACCAAUGGAUCUGACUUUUCGCGAUAUUCACGCAACUGUAAAGGCUACGUUGUCGGUACUUUUACGUCAGGUUGGAUAACCGGUGUCCUCGUGUGUCUUGUUGGUCUGGUGACUACUAGCGCAGCCCAGGAGAUCUAUGGCGAGGUGUACUGGAACCCACCAGACCUUCUAAUGAUGAUGAUGGACAGCGGGAACGGGUCUCCAGCAUCUCGGGCUGGAGUCUUCUUCCUUGCUUCUGGAUUUGGGUUAACCAGCAUGUUUGAAAACAUUUGCGGCAAUGCUGUAUCUGGUGGUAUUGAUCUGGCUGGGUUAUGGCCCCACUACAUCAACAUUCGAAGGGGCGCUAUCAUCACUUUCGUCGCUGCUUGGAUUGUCCAACCUUGGCAGCUUGUGAAUAGGGCCGUCACUUUUAUUCAGGUCUUGAGUUCAUUCUCGGUUUUCUUGUCACCCAUGAUUGGUCUUAUGGCUGCCGAUUUCUUUAUUCUACGUGGGCGCAAAAUCCGACUAUCGCAUUUAUACACCGGAACCGAAUCGUCAUACUGGUAUUGGAAUGGUUUUAAUUGGCGAGCGAUCGUAGCAUGGAUCUGUGGAUGGGUUUCAACCAUCGGCGGUCUGAUCGUCACUGUUAGGCAAGAUACGGAUGCUCCCACAGCUCUAUCCGAAUUGUACUUCAUGGCUUUCUUCGUAGGCUUUUUUAUAAGCGCUAUGAUUUUUGUCGCUCUCAAUAAGCUUUCUCCGGUCUUGGGGCUGGGUGAAUACGACGAAGUUGAUGUUUACGAGACCUUCACUAGAGAAGAAGCGACAAAAUUAGGGGUUAUUCACGUGGAGUCCCAAAUCGAUGCAUUGGAAAGCGAGCAUUCCUCAGGGCAGGAGAUAUUUGAGAAGAAAGAAUAG
Molecule: messenger RNA, 1686 nt
Organism: Daldinia caldariorum
Lineage: Eukaryota; Fungi; Ascomycota; Sordariomycetes; Xylariales; Hypoxylaceae
Product: uracil permease
Exons: 5
Coding region: 1-1686 (561 amino acids)
Biological process (GO): nucleobase transport; transmembrane transport
Cellular component (GO): plasma membrane
Molecular function (GO): nucleobase transmembrane transporter activity
Source: RefSeq, a predicted model, not a curated record